Girardinichthys multiradiatus is the source of this 757-nucleotide messenger RNA. RefSeq names its product TSR2 ribosome maturation factor (gene tsr2). The coding region runs from base 60 to 584 and encodes 174 amino acids. Gene Ontology annotation, cellular component: nucleus. Gene Ontology annotation, biological process: maturation of SSU-rRNA from tricistronic rRNA transcript (SSU-rRNA, 5.8S rRNA, LSU-rRNA). The record is from RefSeq and is a predicted model, not a curated record. Lineage: Eukaryota; Metazoa; Chordata; Actinopteri; Cyprinodontiformes; Goodeidae. The transcript has 5 exons.
UGCAUCUUGACGUUUCAAGGCCGCUCUAAAAAAAUCCAAGAAGAAUCAGAAGAGCCAAGAUGGCGGCCUCCACUGCUUCACGUGAACUCUUCACGGAGGGAGUUCGAGCAGUUCUUCGGACGUGGCCGGUUCUACAGAUCGCCGUGGACAACGGGUUUGGAGGCGUGUACGGCCAGCAGAAAGCUGAUUGGAUGGUGGAUGUUGUUCAGCAGUAUUUCCAUGACAAUGCUGACCUGCAGCAGUAUGAGGUUGAGGACUUCCUGACACAGUUGAUGGAUCAGGAGUUCGACACCAUGGUGGAAGAUGGCAGCUUACCUCAGGUGUCUGCCGGUCUGCUGCAGCUGUUUGAUCAGUGGCAGCAGGGGGCGCUGCAGCAGCUCCAAAACACCAUUCAAACUCUGACUCACAACAAGACACCAAGGGCAAAGGUCACAGCUCCGCCCACGCAGUCGGACUCAGAGAGUGGUGAAGAAACACAGGUGAUGGAGUGUGAAGAGUCCAGACCCUCCAGCAGCACAAUACCUCCCCCUCCUCCUCCUCAGGACGAUGAAGAUGGCUGGACGCUGGUCCAAAGGAAGAAGUGAGGAACAGAAAUAGAACUUUACAAACUGGAUUUUAACUGGACUUUAUUGGACUUGUCUCUGAGCUGCUGCCACCAUCAUGGAGACAGAAAUGUAUCUGAAUGUGAGAACUCGCAGUAGACUAUAGACGAUAUAUAUUUUCUGCUUAUAAAACAUGAAAACCUACAUUUCCCCAA